GUCACUUCUUAAACACCGCGCCCCCAAGCAAGAAAACGUGUGAUAGAAUUGACAAAUAGGCGGAGGCGCCGUGUGUGGGCCUGUUACCACGCAUGCAUUAUAUUUAGACCCAAAAGUUUGGGUCUGCUUAUAGAAACCGAUGUCUUUUAAAGACCUUGCAAUAGCUCACCCUAUUUCCCAUUACCUAUUUCUCAUCGUGUGCAGUUUCCUCGUAUAUACUUGGAUACCUACCACGUAACUCCAAUUUGUUGGCAAUCUUUCAUCACAACAAUGGCCACUGCUGAAUUUGCUACCGCUGAAAUGAGUGGCUCGCAAUGCUGUAACCUCGGAGAUCAUGAUCAGCGUUGCCGGAUAGUCAUCAUCGGAGGGGGUUCUGCCGCAUUCGCAGCCGCGACUGCUGCCGCACCAUUCGCAGCGUCUGUUAAAAUUGUGAACGAGGGCUUACCUAUGGGCGGCACAUGUGUGAACGUUGGCUGCGUUCCUUCGAAAUUCCUCAUCCAAGCGGCUCAUAUAAGCAGCCCUUACAAUUCCAGUCCGCCAUACCAUGGGUUUUCGAACAUCUCAGAGAGAGUCACCGAUUUCGCUGCGUUAACGACACAGAAUCGCCAGCUCGUGGAAGAUCUCCGUGAGAAGAAGUAUGCCAAUGUUAUUGCCGGGUUUGACAACAUUGAGUAUGUCCAAGGACUGGGAAGAAUUCUCAUUAAAGGCGACUUUUUCUCCGUUGCUGUCGAUUGCGACCCAACCAAGGAAACGCCUUACCGAGAACUACUAGCGGACCGAGUGAUCCUAGCCACAGGCGUACACACCAGUCUUCCGAAGCAGUUGCUGCCGGGUUUGGAGGAAGUUCCGUUUCUCACAAACGAAACUGCUUAUUUUGAACCGAUCCUACCCAAGUCCCUUAUUGUGCUCGGUGGAGGUUACGUUGCGGUGGAAGCAGCCCAGAUGUUUGCGCGACUGGGCUCUCGGGUGACAAUUCUGCAACGAUCAUCGCACGUGCUCUCCGGCGCGGGUGAAGAUAUAGGGUUGGCUUUAACUGGCUAUUUGCAAGAGGAAGGGAUAGAAGUGGUGCUUGGCCUCGACAUUUUAUCUGCGACUCUUGAUGAUGGCGAGGUCAUGGUAACGGCGAAACCGCCCAGCGGAAAGCUCCAGACCUUCAAAGCAUCGAAGAUCUUCAUUGCCACUGGCCGGUCUGCCAAAACGGAAAAUGUGUCUGAUGUGCCACUCCGGCUGUCUGAUUCGCCGCAUGGCGGAUUCGUUGUUUCAGAAACCCUACAGACUUCCAUUUCCGGAGUGUACGCCGCAGGAGACUGUGUUGCCGGCUCGCCGCAAUAUGUGUACACGGCAGCAGCGGAAGGCAAACUCGCAGCGCUCAAUGCCUUGGCCUCGUUUAAUGGCCAAAAGGAGACGCCGAUUGAUUAUUCAGUCGUUCCUUGGGUUGUUUUUUCAUCUCCAGCUGUCGCUGGAGUCGGCCUCGAUGUCCAUGAAGCCCGAGCCAAAGGCAUCGAGGCCGAUGCUUCCAUUGUCCCCCUCUCCCUCCUUCCGCGGGCUAUCGUGCAACAGGAAACACGUGGCUUCGUGGCUUUAAUUCGGAAUAAGCAGGACGACACCAUUAUUGGAGCGCGUAUCUUGGCAGAGGAAGGCGGGGAGCUCGUCAUGGAAGCAUCUCUUUGUGUUCAACAUAAGAUCAGGGCCCAGGAACUGGCGGGGAUGUACCAUCCAUAUUUGACAUGGAAUGAAGCCUGGAAAUUAGCAGCUUUGGGGUUCGCGAAGGACGUCAACCAGCUUAGCUGUUGCGCAACAUAGCUAGGCAUGCCACCGCUUCAACUACCUGUCUAGUCUAGAAUAUGG
This is a messenger RNA of Exophiala oligosperma, 1848 nucleotides long. RefSeq lists its product as uncharacterized. The coding region runs from base 271 to 1803 and encodes 510 amino acids. The record is from RefSeq and is a predicted model, not a curated record. Lineage: Eukaryota; Fungi; Ascomycota; Eurotiomycetes; Chaetothyriales; Herpotrichiellaceae. The transcript is spliced from 3 exons. Gene Ontology annotation, molecular function: oxidoreductase activity, acting on a sulfur group of donors, NAD(P) as acceptor; flavin adenine dinucleotide binding.